GGGCCAAUUGGAAGAAUAUACGAAGACAAUACUAAAUUUCAUGUUGGAUUUAAUAGGCUAAAAUCACAGAUUCGUGUCGUUUAUAAUUUUAGUUACUAGCCAGGUCCCACCAAAUAAAGGGUUUAAGGAAAAAGCUGGUCUGGCCUGAGGGACAGGCUACCAGGCUAGGAUCCAAAGUUGUGCAUUCAUUUCUCUACCUGCUGUCUUUGUUGAUCACAUUAUAGAAGAGCUACGUAUACGAAGAUGGAUCGCUCGCAACUGUUUGAGUACAAAGGAGUUAUCUUUAACUCUCUGAUGAUAAACAAAGAUUCGCUGGACAUCAUGCCUGAUUAUGUCAUACGUGAAGAUGAUAUCGUCAUUGUGACUUAUCCCAAAUCAGGGACUCACUGGAUCUGGGAAAUCGUCAACAAACUAAUGAAGGCUGCUGGGAAGACAGAUGGUAACACGCAAGACAUACCGUUGUGCAUGGAAUCAACGCUGCCGGGAUUCAGCCAGCCAGGUCACGUGAUCCUGAAGGACCAACCAUCACCAAGGAUCAUCCACACGCAUCUUCAACGGCAUCUGGCCCCAAAAAUGAUCUCCAGUUCAAAGGGAAAGGUUAAAGUCAUAGUCGUGAUGCGGAACCCAAAAGACACAGCACUGUCCCGGUAUCAUUACGUACCCAAGCUUCAAGCAUUGUAUGGCAUACAAGCUGCCAUUUCAUGGGACAAACAUGCACAAGAUUUUCUGGAUGGGAAAGUUGUUUUUGGUGACUUCUAUGACCAUGUCCUCGGUUGGUGGAAGAUGCAGGAAGACCCCCAUUUCCUGUUUCUGAAAUAUGAAGACAUGAGUAAGGACUUGCUCAAAGCCGUCACAAAGACAAAGGAGUUCUUGGGCAUCAGUUUGGAUGACGUCACCACCGCAAGUAUCGCUGAAUCCUGUACCUUCGCCAGUCUGACAACUGCUUGGGCUGAUUCGCAGAACAAGAUACAACGUAUCAUUGGCAGGAAAGGUGUCAUUGGUGACUGGAAGAAUCAGUUUACAGAGUCCCAAAGCAAGGCUUAUGAUGCAAAGUACAGGGAGAGGCUAGAGGGUACCGGUCUCCAGUUUGACUUUGAGUAAACAGCAAUGAAAUCUUUUGCUGUGGAUCUAUUAGGUCUAUACAAUGGCAUAUGUUAGGUGCAUAAAAAUGCUAGUCAUUUUGCUAAAGGCAAAUGUAGCAAAGGAUUUGCCUUUAUCUUUCGGUUGUUGAAACAUAUAAUCUAGGCAUAAUACACCAGCUUCUGGAUCUGUACAGCCGGUAUAACCACCAUUCGGCACAACACUACAGGUUUGCAAGUACGCAGCUUGGCGACAGCUGGUUAUGUUUAAAUACAAAGAGCCCUAAUGUACGCUAAACAAUAACAAGACUCAGAGUUGACCGUCGCAAAUUAAAUGUAAAAGUUCAAAGAAAAACUCCAGAAAAAAAUCAACCAGAGGAUUUGUCAAUUUUGUCCAAAGCUAAUUGAAGAGGACUAUCACUUUUUAUUCGAUGUCCCAAAUAUCCUGAUAUACGUAAUUUACUAUACACAAGCCUAUCAUCUUCUAUACAGUCAUAUAGAGAACAAGUGAGGUAGCAGCCUGACCGCGGGUCGGGUGGGAG
Molecule: messenger RNA, 1621 nt
Organism: Branchiostoma floridae (Florida lancelet)
Lineage: Eukaryota; Metazoa; Chordata; Leptocardii; Amphioxiformes; Branchiostomatidae
Product: sulfotransferase 6B1-like
Exons: 7
Coding region: 244-1101 (285 amino acids)
Biological process (GO): sulfation
Cellular component (GO): cytoplasm
Molecular function (GO): sulfotransferase activity
Source: RefSeq, a predicted model, not a curated record